Messenger RNA from Abrus precatorius (Indian licorice), 1734 nucleotides. RefSeq names its product cationic amino acid transporter 6, chloroplastic-like. Bases 1 to 1734 code for a protein of 577 amino acids. The record is from RefSeq and is a predicted model, not a curated record. NCBI's taxonomy places the organism in Eukaryota, Viridiplantae, Streptophyta, Magnoliopsida, Fabales, Fabaceae. Gene Ontology annotation, cellular component: plasma membrane. Gene Ontology annotation, biological process: amino acid transport; transmembrane transport. The transcript has 5 exons. Gene Ontology annotation, molecular function: amino acid transmembrane transporter activity.
AUGGCUAACAAUAACAUCCAUACUACAACAAACAACUUGACAAACUUGUCAAGUUACUUCCAUUCCCUUUGCCAAACUCCUCAAAGGCUUAGAAAAAGAAUGCUAGCCACUUGGACCCCAGACCAAGAACUCAACCAAGUGAGGCAAAGGUCUGGGGCAGACAUGAAGAGGAAUCUCAAAUGGUAUGAUCUUGUAGCUCUUGGGCUUGGAGGAAUGCUAGGUGUUGGUGUGUUUGUCACAACUGGCUCUGUAGCCCAUCAUCAAUCUGGUCCAUCAGUUUUCAUAUCCUAUAUUAUAGCUGGACUUUCAGCUCUUCUAUCCUCUUUUUGUUACACUGAAUUUGCUGUUCAAGUCCCAGUAGCUGGUGGUGCUUUCAGUUAUUUAAGAUUAACCUUCGGAGAAUUUGUGGGAUACUUUGCUGGGGCAAAUAUACUAAUGGAGUAUGUGUUCUCAAAUGCUGCUGUAUCAAGGAGUUUCACAGAGUAUUUGAGCUUUGCAUUUGGAGAAAAUGAUCCAAACGUGUGGAGAGUGGAAAUGCAUCAUUUGCCAAAAGACUAUAACAUGUUGGAUUUCCCAGCCGUGGCUCUUAUUUUUCUUCUCACUCUCUGCUUGUGUCAUAGUACCAAGGAAAGCUCCAUAUUGAACUUCAUCAUGACAGUCUUCCAUGUGAUUUUCUUUGGAUUUAUCAUUGUGGCUGGUUUUUGCAAUGGAAGUGCCAAAAACUUAGUCAGUCCAAAAGGACUAGCACCUUUUGGUGUUAGGGGUGUUGUAGAUGGAGCAGCUAAAGUCUACUUUAGCUAUAUAGGCUAUGACUCAGCUUCAACCAUGGCAGAGGAGAUCAAAGAUCCUUCUAAGAGCCUGCCAAUUGGAAUUGUGGGUUCAGUUCUUAUAACCACUCUGCUUUAUUGCCUAAUGGCUCUAUCUUUGUGUAUGAUGGUUCCUUACAACAAGAUAUCAGAUAAAGCAUCAUUUUCAAUCGCUUUUGUUAAGAUUGGAUGGAUGUGGGAGAGCAAAGUUGUCGGGGCAGGUGCAAGUUUGGGUGUAGUGGCUUCUCUCUUGGUUGCCAUGCUAGGCCAAGCUAGAUACCUUUGUGUUAUAGGAAGGGCCCGUUUAGUGCCAUCUUGGUUAGCCAAAGUGCACCCUUCAACAGCCACCCCAUUGAAUGCCACAAUCUUUUUGGGAGUUUGCACAGCAAGUAUCGCGCUUUUCACUGAGCUUGACAUUAUAAUUGAGUUGGUCAACAUCGGCACGCUCUUGGUGUUCUACUUGGUGGGCAAUGCUCUAAUAUACCGUCGAUAUGUAAUCACUAGUCAUACCCCACCUUUGCACACACUCUUGUUCCUAUUACUCUUUUCACUUAGUGCUCUAGGCUUCUCCCUUUCGUGGAAAUUCAAUCAGCAAUGGUGGGGUCUGCCAUUGUUUGGUGGUUUCAUGAUCACCGUCACAGCUUUUUUCCAACACAAAGUGCCUCUUAGCCAUGCCCAAGAUGCUGAUUGGUGUGUGCCAUUCAUGCCUUGGCCAGCUGCCCUUUCAAUCUUUCUCAAUGUUUUCCUCAUGGCCACACUGAAAUUCCUCUCUUUCCAAAGGUUUGCUAUGUGGGCAUGUUUCAUUACCAUCUUCUAUGUCCUCUAUGGUGUUCACUCCACUUAUCAAGCUGAAGAAAUUGAGAUGGGUGUUACUGUUAAUCAGGUGAAUUCAACUACAUGCAACUUACAAAGUAAGGUAGAAGUUUAA